UCAGAGCUGGUACUCUGAUGGAGAAACCAUCUCAGAGAUCCACUGAAGGGAAGAGGGCUGACCCUGCAUGCGGUGGACAAAACAAAGGGGGAGAGGUCACCCAAGUUGUGAUUGUUUCCAGGAUGAUGUCCAGCAAGAUUGUAGCUACUCUGCUUGUGAUGUACAUUGCAACCAUGCUCGCUGCCCAGACAGAAGGGUUUGUCCCCAUUUUUACCUACAGUGAUGUCCAGAGAAUGCAGGAGAAGGAAAGGAAUAAAGGGCAGAAGAAAUCUCUGAGUGUGCAGCAGAGAUCAGAAGAGGUGGAUCCUAUGGUUUUUGUGAACUUUAAGGAUGAGGAAGAAAAUGAAAUGAUCAAGCUGACUGCUCCUGUAGAAAUUGGAAUAAGGAUGAACUCCAGGCAGCUGGAAAAAUAUCAGGGCAUCCUGGAAGAGCUGCUGACUGAGGUGCUGCUGUCCACCCAGAAUGGCUGACAGAAGAGUUGGCAAACUUCUCUUGGUUCACUCUGCAGUGAACUGAUGGCCUCUGCCACAGAAAAAUGUGGACAAAAUCCCUUGUUCUAGAAAUUCAACAAUGAAGCCAUGGACAGGUGCCUCACCCGCUCCUGGAUUUCAAUUCAAGAAGAAAAUACACAAUCCAAAACAAACUUUACUUUAAUGAAUAAAAUGUGAAGUUUAAGGAAA
Antechinus flavipes (yellow-footed antechinus) is the source of this 680-nucleotide messenger RNA. It is a transcript of the gene MLN, whose product is annotated as motilin. Lineage: Eukaryota; Metazoa; Chordata; Mammalia; Dasyuromorphia; Dasyuridae. Gene Ontology annotation, cellular component: extracellular region. The transcript is spliced from 5 exons. Gene Ontology annotation, molecular function: motilin receptor binding; hormone activity. The record is from RefSeq and is a predicted model, not a curated record. The coding region runs from base 18 to 470 and encodes 150 amino acids.